Trichomycterus rosablanca is the source of this 1761-nucleotide messenger RNA. RefSeq names its product aarF domain containing kinase 1 (gene adck1). The transcript has 10 exons. The record is from RefSeq and is a predicted model, not a curated record. Lineage: Eukaryota; Metazoa; Chordata; Actinopteri; Siluriformes; Trichomycteridae. Bases 1 to 1566 code for a protein of 521 amino acids.
AUGGCUGGAAGGCUGCUAAAAGUAUCCUCUGUUGCUACUGCACUCUUUGCCUCAUCGGGAUUUUAUCUGUACAGUCAGAAAGUCGACCUCAAUGACCUCAGCAUCAUCAGAUUUGGCAGAGCGGCUGCUACGACGGCAGUCGUCAGUUAUGACUACAUCACAGCUCUGCGAAACGUUCAGUACGGGACCAAGGAGUACUGGCUGGUCAAGUCAGAGGUCCAUAAACGCUCAGCGGAGAGACUCAAGGACCUGUGCUGUGCCAACAGAGGGACCUUUAUUAAAGUGGGGCAGCACCUGGGUGCUCUCGAAUACCUCCUGCCUGAGGAGUACACCAGCACGCUGAAGAUCCUGCACAGCCGAGCUCCUGCCAGUACCAUGUCCGAGAUCCAGCAGGUCAUCAGAGAAGAUCUGGGAAAAGAGCUGGAUCAGUUGUUCAUCAGUUUUGAGGAGAAGCCCCAUGGUGCAGCGUCUCUCGCUCAGGUCCACAAGGCGAUUCUGGCGGAUGGCACCACGGUGGCAGUGAAGGUGCAGCAUCCCAAGGUGCAGGCUCAGAGCUCCAAGGACAUCAUGGUGAUGGAGUUCCUCCUGCAGGUGGUUAAUUGGCUUUUUCCUGACUUUGCGUUCAUGUGGCUGGUGGAGGAGGCAAAGAGGAACAUGCCUCUCGAGCUCGACUUCCUGAAUGAGGGACGAAACGCUGAGAAAGUUGCAGAUAUGCUCAAGCAAUUCAACUUCCUGAAGGUUCCCAAGAUUCAUUGGAAUCUCUCAACUAAGCGCAUUUUGAUCAUGGACUUUGUUGACGGUGGGCAGGUGAACGACUGCGAGUACAUAAGGAAACACGACAUAGACGUCAACCAGAUCUCCAGAUACCUGGGCAGAAUGUACAGCGAGAUGAUCUUUGUGAACGGUUUUGUGCACUGCGACCCUCACCCGGGCAACGUGCUGGUGAGAAAGUGCCCGAAAAGCAAGAAGACGGAAAUUGUUUUACUCGAUCACGGCUUGUAUCAGGUUCUGAAACCAGACUUUCGGCUGGAUUACUGCAGGCUGUGGCAGAGUCUGAUCAAAGGAGACAUGAAGGGUAUAGAGCGCUACAGCAGACGUCUGGGGGCCGGAGACCUGUACCCGCUGUUCGCCUGCGUCCUCACUGCCCGUUCCUGGAGCUCAGUCAACACGGGCAUCAGCCAGACACCCGUCACAUGUGCUGAGGAUGUGGAGAUCCGCACGAACGCAGCGCAGUACCUCCCUCAGAUCAGCGAGCUGCUUAACAAAGUUCCUCGGCAGAUGCUGCUGCUGCUGAAGACCAACGACCUGCUGCGGGGCAUCGAGACCGUCCUGCAGGCUCGUGCCAGCUCCAGCUCCUUCCUCACCAUGAGCCGCUGCUGCACCCGGGCACUCGCCAGGUAUAAGAAGAGUAAGACCAAAUCCAGGGUCACGAGGCUGCAGAUCACCCUAUCAGAAGCUGUUUCUUUGUGGCAGAUCAGCCUGUAUGAGCUCAUGCUGUGGAUCCGGAGCUCAAUGUUGGCAAGAUGGAUUUCAUCUGUGCUCAGCUGUUUGCCUUCUCCACACUGAGAGAGUGAAAAUAUGGACCAACUCGCUGCCGACCACACCUCCUGUCUGCGCCGAGAACAAAUGAUAUAAAACUUGAUAUAACUUGAUAUAAGUUUUAAGUCACAUACACAUCAGAUAUGGAUCAUGUUGUAAGAAAAGUCAUGUGAUUUCCUGUGAAUUUACAAUGGUUAGUUUAUUAUAAAUACCACAUUUCAU